CCGCUCAGAUAUCUUGUGGCUAGAUCUAGCACGCACAUGUGUAUUAUAUGCAUCUUGCUUCAGAGGACGAUUUUUACCAAGUAAAUGCUUAUGGGAUCACCCUGUCAUGAUCUUUGAUCACGCCAGCGAUGAUACACGUGGCAUUAAUGAACAAGCUUUGGGUAUACUCGUGUUCGGAGAGAAGUUCUCUAUUGAAUGAUCACUUCCUCGUGGUGUUGAUAUGCUGUGUUGCUGAUAUCAAUGGUUUGCUUUGGAUCUUUAACAAAGCUUCAGUCAGAAGAACUCGCGUCUCAAGUCACGGACCGUCGACACCACAAACGAUAAACAUCUUAGACACAGAAACCUACAAACCAUAUCACAUUCAAGCUCUUACUCUUCCAGGACGUCUAUCUAAUCAGUUACCAAAAGUCACGAUGAUUCUGACUUCGAGAUGAUUGGCCAAAGAGAGGGCGAGGAUGGAUAAUUUAAUCAAAUAGUACAUC
Messenger RNA from Aureobasidium pullulans EXF-150, 482 nucleotides. RefSeq lists its product as uncharacterized. The record is from RefSeq and is a predicted model, not a curated record. Lineage: Eukaryota; Fungi; Ascomycota; Dothideomycetes; Dothideales; Saccotheciaceae. The transcript has a single exon. Bases 129 to 434 code for a protein of 101 amino acids.